Ceraceosorus bombacis is the source of this 2853-nucleotide messenger RNA. Lineage: Eukaryota; Fungi; Basidiomycota; Exobasidiomycetes; Ceraceosorales; Ceraceosoraceae. The record is from the annotation of a GenBank genome assembly.
AUGCCUAUCCUUGAUACUAGCCGAGUACGGGGUAUCCAAUUCCGUGGUAUUGCUCAGUUUUUCUUUGGUACUUUCCUGGUUUGCUUCUUUAUUCUGAUGUUUAUUGGUUCUCAGCAUGUCGCCGAGCCUUUUACGACCGUCGGUACUAUCGCUACAGUUUACUACUUUGCUUACUUCAUUGUAGUAGUACCAGCUGUUGGUAUUAUUGAAAACACACUAAUGGAUAUUGCCCUAGACAAGUCUAGUAAGUCAUUGUUAGUUUCUCCCUUAUCUAUGAACUUUUAUAUUGACUUCAACUAUGUGAUGCCGUUCGUUUGCUUCAUUAUUAUGCUACUGCCUGUAUUUACCCUUAUGGGCCUUGUUAUCUCCAAUAACAUACGGGUUCGAAUCUUCAGUAUAAACGAAACCACCUUCCCGGGCCUAGUACCUAUAGCAAAGGGGUUCUUUAACCUAGUAUGCCUAGCUCUACCAAAGGGAGUGUUUAAGCUAGUAUGUCUAUCUUUUCCAUACCCUCUAUGUACCCUUUAUAACCUACUUUAUAUUGGCUUUCUAGAGGUGUACAGCCGCCUACUACUGGUUUACCCAACUAUUAAAUACCUAGUUAAACAAAACCUACUAGUUAUUAGUAUCUGCCUUAUCCUGUACUUUGUACCUUGUGUACAUGAGUGGCUUCAUGCUCUGGCAGACGCUACCAAUGCUUGUUAUGAGUCUUGAGCUACCCUACUAAAAUCAACAGUCACUGUAUAUGCUAUUAACCGUGUGUUUACCCGGCCUAAGAUUACCAUUACAUAUUUUCACGAUUUCUGUCCUUACGAGGGUCGGUAUAUAGGUACUUACAAUCGGUACCAUUCAUGACCAACCCAGGCCCUGCUUCGGUCCAAUGCUCGUAAAGGUAUUGUUUAUGUUGGCUAUGGCCGGUGAGUCCCCGUUAGUCUAGACCCUUAUGAAAUAGCGUGAUUUGGCUAUAUGUCUCGGUACCUACCCCGUGAUUAUAUCUACUAUGACUUCUUUGAAGAGUAUGAGUACCGUAUGGGUAACCAUCUUAAAGUUAUACAACGCCUUCUAGGAGUACCUUCAUGUGUAGUACCUUGGACUGGUCAGGUAAAAUGAACUAUCAUCAGUAUAGCUAUUGGACUUGGUCUAACCGCACUAUACCUUUGUCUAUCCGCACUAUAUCUGGUUGCUAUAUCUAUACUAUCACUAAUCUUCAUAAUAAUGUACAUAACGUGUGCUGCUCUGGGUCUGCUUUAUAUUGGUACUGUAGUUACUAAUGUGCUGUGGCCUAUAGUACAACCUAUUAUGGCUAUGGUUGAUCAAGUGGGUAUUUGAACCAUUGGUACCUGUGCCUUUGUAUUCAUCAUAAGUACCCUAUGCCUAUUCAAUUACUCUACCAAGGUCUCCAAUUCUGACUCAGAGUCCGGUUAUGACUCUGGUGUUGAUAUUGAUAUAGAAAGUACUGGUAGUAAAGUCCCUGUAGGCCCUCCUGAUACUGAAAUAGGUUCUAUUCGAAUGGGUAACAAGUGGGUACCUAUUAGCCGUGGUCAUAUUCGAGCUAUGUAUCAAGAAACAUACGAUCGUGGGCUACCAUCUAACUUCAACCAUACAGUAUUCCAACAAAUCGCUAAUGGACUAUUCCAGGCUGAGGGGUUCUGAGGAGGUAACUUUCCACGUCUUGUUAACUAUGCCUUUAACGUACGAUGGAGUGUGUCCCAAAAUGCCAACCCAGACAGUAUUAAAUUCCUUACUGCUCUACAACGUAUCCUAGGUGGGCCUGAUUUCAUCAAACACCGAUUCCGUGUAGUUGACAAUGGUCAUUGGCAUAUCACUAUCCACUGUAAUAUUUGGGCACAUAUCAUUAAUGUCAUUAUGCCUUACUUUAAUAUACUCCGGGGUGAAAAGCAUACUGCUAUAAAUAAACUUCGUACUAUACGUAACCUACUAGACAUACCUAUACAUAGCCCUGAGGUCAUUGUUAACAUUGUUUGACUAGUGUAUAACCUUACCACAGGAGGCCAAGACCGUAAGGUCUCUUUUGAGGAUAAACUAAGCCAUGUUAUGGCCACUCACCCUCCUAUUAACACAGUUCAUGAUAAGUUUGACUUUGACAACACUAUACCACUUACCCUUCCUUGGGUACUAGGGUUCUUUCUUGGUGAUGGAGCACUGUACUGAACUAUAGGUAUCAACCGAAACUCCUUUAAUGCUAUCCCUCAUCUUACUAUUGGUCAACGUUCAACUCCUAAUAACACGGCCAUACUUGAUGAAGUUGCAGUAUUCCUUAAUAGCCUGGGCAUCAAGGCUAAUGUAGUAACCAAGGAGUACCGUGAUAGUAAGGAACUAGGUAUUCAUAACCAGGUACACAUCACUACGUGUCUUAAUCUACUCAAGCCUUACUCCGACUUCUUCUACUGGAAAGCCUCUAAUAUUGCUACUACUACUAAGGUACUCUACCUACUUAAGUUUGGUGUCCACCUUUGGCUACCUAUGAUGCUUAUAAUCUCUGAGCUGAUUCACUCACUACCCACUACAAACCGUGGUGCCAGUAGUAAGCAUAAAUGAGAACUGGCCCUACGUGCCUUUAUUGAUUCACGUGGUGCUGAAGUAAGCUCAGGGUACAACUAUAUCUACUGGAAAGAUAACCGUCAACGGUAUGAUGUGAUCAUUCCCAAGAGCACUGGUAUCAAGCCUCGGGAGGUAUCCUUCACUGUAGCCAAGAACGGCAAUAAGGAAAAAGCACUCUCUACUGCCAUUGAAUACCGAGAGACUACCCUAACCACGUGGUUUACUAAGGUUCUCAAAGAGUAUGAUGAGACUAAUCCCUUAAUAUCCGUACGUGGAACUGAGGAACCCUAG